Molecule: messenger RNA, 2065 nt
Organism: Leptopilina boulardi
Lineage: Eukaryota; Metazoa; Arthropoda; Insecta; Hymenoptera; Figitidae
Exons: 7
Coding region: 286-1818 (510 amino acids)
Biological process (GO): regulation of DNA-templated transcription
Cellular component (GO): nucleus
Molecular function (GO): cis-regulatory region sequence-specific DNA binding; DNA-binding transcription factor activity
Source: RefSeq, a predicted model, not a curated record
GUUGACUUGAUAAAUCUAAACGUCCUCCUGUCAUUCAUUUUUUUUUCCAACCACUAAAUUAUAUCCGAAAAAAAGAAGAUUGUAUAAAUCUUGUAGAAAAAAUAAUUAUUUAUAUUAAUUUGUUUAUUUUCUAUAAAAAAAAAAUAUAUUAUUUUGGUUCUUCAAUUUUUUUGAAAGUGAAAUGAAUAUCUUUGAGUGAUGUUUAAAUGGACGUAAUAAUUUUAUUAUAAAGUGAAUAAAAUUUUUUUUGAAAAAACAAGUUUUUAGUAAUAAUAUUUGAACGUGAUGAUUGGACCUACAUCAGGCACGAAUAAUGUGCCAAAUCGCGAAGUCACUGAAAAUACAAUUCGUAAUAAGAGAAAAGUUUUUGACGAUUUGGAUAUUGAAAAUUUUUGCGAUGAAAUUUAUCAAGGCGGACGAAAACGGUAUAUGACUGAAAUGCAAUCAUCAGAUGGUCCAAUAAUGACACAAAUAUCGAGUGCCGAUUUUUCAACAAUAUCAUCAGCGGAUGAUAAUGGUUCAGUAACACGAUUAGAAGUAUUGGUUGUCGAUGGAAAUUGUUGGGAAACUACUGAAUUUGAUCAGGGAAAUUUAAAUGAUUUAAAUCAAACUCAUAUGAUUCAAACAAAUGGACAAAUAUUGACGCCAAUAAAUGUGCAAUUUUCAAAUCAACAUUUUGAAACAGACAUUCAACAUUUUUGGGAACCACAACAAAUUCCUCAAGUGCCUUUAAUAAAACCAUCAUGCAGUCGAUUAAAUCAAUUUUCUCGUUUUCAAGAAAAUAACAAUAAUGAAGAUCAGGAAAAUGGAAAUUUGUCCUGGCUCUUGGAUUUUAAACUCGAUUCAUUAAUUGAAGCUGCUGAUGAUCGUUCAACUUUUCUUUCUCCAAAAGAUAAUAAUCAAUUCAGCCAGAGAAAUAAAAUUCAGACAAAUAAUCGUUUUGGUGCAUCGACAUCAUCGUUUCAUGAAUCGAAAAAAAAUUACAAUUCAGAAAAUUAUUCAUAUCAACGUGAUGGAAAUUUUUUAUCAUCAAAUUUAGAUAAUAAAAUUCGUCAAAAUGGUCCUAAAAAGCCGCCCUUUACUUACACUGAAUUAAUUGAGCAUGCCUUGCAAGAAAAAGGUGAACUGACUGUAUCUGCAAUUUAUCAAUGGAUUUCAGAACAUUUCCCCUACUAUAAAAGCAAUGACGAUCGUUGGAAAAAUUCCGUACGACACAAUCUCUCAAUAAAUCCACAUUUUCGAAAAGGAUCAAAAGCCCCUCAUGGAGCAGGACAUCUUUGGGCAAUUGCCAAUCAGGAUGAAUUAAGAUCUCGUCAUUUUGUCAAUAAUGGAUCAAAACAAUCAAUCGUGGAAGCAAAUUCCAUAAAUCAAAUAAUAACAAUCGACGAAGUUGAAGCAGCAACAGCGAGUAUUAGUCAACCAAGAGAAGACGAGACAGAAGAAAUUGUUAAUUCCGUAACAUUGGAACAUUGUGCUGAGCAAAUAUUAAGUGGAAUUAAAAGAGAAGUGGAAGUUCAAUAUCUCGUACCAAUGGCAAUGGCUAGUACUCAAAACGAACAGAAUACACAACAAAAUAUUAAACCAGAGCAACCAGGUUCUGCAAAAGAUACAGAUUUUUUAAAUCCCGUUUCAAAAGAAGUUGUUGCAGAAGAAUGUGGAUUAAUUGGUGAAGGUUAUUUAGUAACUGAUUUAAAUCCCGCAGCAUUGGGUUUGAAUAUCGUUGAUCCCGAUAUGAUUACACCGGACAAUCUUUUCAGUGAGGAGCUUAGCUUUCAAUUUUACGAGUUUACAUCGCCAUCACAAGUGCAAUCUGCCUGACACGUGGAUAAAAAUAAGUUUCGCGUUAUUCUCAUUGAUGAAUCGAAACUACAGAAUGUUCAAUUUGUUGAGAAUAUCAUUCUCAGUGAAGAACGAACAUCAUUAAACUCUGAAAAAAAUGAUAUUUCAUUUCAAUUUGAAAAUAAUGAUUCUAAGGAAAUAAUUUUUGACAUACAAGAUUCGUCAGUUCGCAGUUGAUCGUUCUCUCUUUUAUAAAAUUGAAAACAAUUUUUUGUUAAUCAAAACA